CCUCGCUUGCCCGCGGCAAUUGCAGAAUCGGAGGAGUUCCGGGGGUAUCGGCGCUUCCGGGUUCCUCCCCAAUUCUCGACAGCUCGGUCGAUCCAUUGCCCGCCGCCAUGGAAUCUCACCACGCCUCGAGGGGCCGCCGCACCCUGGAAGAGAUCCGGCAGAAGAGGGCCGCCGAGAGGAUGCAGCAGCAGCAGCAGCACAACCCGCCCGCCGCCGGCGACCCUUACGGGAACCAAAAAGCCGGAGCAGAGCUCCUUGCUCGAGUUCAGCAGCUUGAAAAUGGCAACAUGGAACUAGAGAGGGAAAACCAAAUGCUGCUAUCCAAGAUUGCCGAGAAGGAAGUCGAGAAGGAUUCCCUGGUGAACCAAUUGAAUGACCUUGAGAGGAAUGUAGUGCCCUCGUUGCAAAAGGCUCUAAAUGACAUUUCAUUGGAGAAGGAUGCUGCAGUUAUCGCCAAGGAGGAUGCUCUAGCGCAACUCAGGAGCAUGAAGAAGCGGCUGAAGGAAGCAGAAGAGGAGCAGUACAGGGCAGAAGAAGACUCUGCAUCCUUGAGAGCGCAGCUGAAUACCAUGCAGCAGCAAGUCAUGAGCAACUCUUACGGUGGAUAUGCAGUGGGAGCGUCAAGCGAGCAAACUCUUGCCAUGGAAAAGGAGAUACAAGAUCUACUGGCUCAGCUAAAGGAAGAGUCACUGCUAAGGCAACAGGAGCAGCAAAAACUAGCCGAAGAGUCCCUACUGAGGCAACAAGAUCAGCAAAAGCUAUCUGAAGAGCAAUCCCUUACUGCUGCUCUGGCAGCUGAAAUGCGAGAGAUGGAAGAAAAAAUUGCUGCAUUAACCAAAAAAUCUUCAGAAGAGGCUUCUGAAUUUGCUGCACGCAAGGCAUUUUCAGUGCAAGAUAGGGAGAAACUUGAAAACCAGUUGCACGAUAUGGCUUUGAUGGUUGAGAGGUUAGAGGGGAGCCGCCAAAAGUUGCUGAUGGAGAUAGAUUCUCAAUCAACAGAAAUAGAAAAUCUGUUCGAGGAGAACUCAACCUUAUCAACUUCAUACCAAGAAGCCAUGUCUGUUACCAUGCAGUGGGAGAAUCAGGUUAAAGAUUGUCUGAAGCAAAAUGAAGAGCUCCGUUUCCACUUGGAGAAGCUAAGAAAUGAGCAAGCUAACCUGUUCAAAGCAAGCAAUACUUACGUCCAGCUAGAUGAGCAAAGUGAGACCAGCAUCUCUAACCCGCCAGAAUUGCUGACAGAGAAUUUCUCUCUAAAGGACCAACUCGUUAAAGAACAGAGCAGAUCUGAAGGGUUAUCGGCAGAAAUUAUGAAACUUUCAGCCCAACUUCGAAAGGCAGUCCAAACACAGAAUAAUCUCGCACGCCUGUAUAGACCUGUAUUGAAAGACAUUGAGGGUAAUCUGAUGAAAAUGAAACAAGAAACUUAUGCGACUAUCCAAUGAUUUCACUGGGGCACGAGUGCAAAGAUUCAGCAACGACAUCACUAGUUCACUACAUAUCACUCUGGAAUUCUGGAUGCAGAAGUUUCUCACAUGAUCUCAAGAUUGCACUUCUUCGCAAACUGAAUUGAUGCUCCCUUUUUUUUUGUCUGCCAACAGGCGUUAGGGGGUUGUUCAUUUAUAGAGUUCAAUCAACAUUGUUGUACAUGUGCCGCCCUAAUGUAUUAUUCAUUACUCUCAUGUAUUUUGUAAACUGAGUGAAAUGACAAAGGGAAUUGCACCUGGCUUCACUCCGGUGGACAUUUGUUUUGCUUUA
Molecule: messenger RNA, 1755 nt
Organism: Lolium rigidum
Lineage: Eukaryota; Viridiplantae; Streptophyta; Magnoliopsida; Poales; Poaceae
Product: flagellar attachment zone protein 1
Exons: 15
Coding region: 108-1442 (444 amino acids)
Source: RefSeq, a predicted model, not a curated record